AUUAACCCACACCAAACCCCCUUCCAACCGAGCGAUUCGCCUCCGCCACAAAAAAUGGGGAGCUGAAGCUGAAAGGGUCCGGGCUAACAUUGUGCGCGUCUAGCUAGCUAUUUUAAAAGCUGUGCUCCAUAGUCGCGAUCGCGAACCCGCAUGAAUUGAGUUAUCAUAUUGUAAAAGUUGUGAUUAUAAAUUAUAAUAAUCCAAUGUGGUCUUGAGUCUUGUCACGUUUACUUGGAAAUGUUUGCAUGCAACGGGGGGUUUGGUGCUAAACUAUGAACUUGUUUCUUACAUGGUAAAGGAAACCGUACCGGAAGUCAUACCGGCUCCGCCAGUGGUAGGGUAUUUUGUGGUACUACCGUGGUUCAAUCGUUGUGUACCGGCAAAAUACCGUUUUUGUAAUUAAAUAAUAUUUUUUUGUUAAAAAACCGUACCGGCAGAUUUGUGAUACCGUUUCGGAAUAAUACCGGAAUAAAACCGAAAUAUACCGGAUAACAAACUUCAAAUAAUCAAAUUACGACUUAACAAAAAAGAAUAGUGGUCCGUGUAAGGCUUCAAUUGGUAAGAGAGCCAUCCACCCAUUACAUCUAACACGUAACCGUGAUCAAAAGAUGGUGAUUUGAUUCUUACUAAUUUAAUUCAAUGUAAUCAAAGAUUUCCGUCGGCAACUUAGAUCUACCUUCCAAUCUUCUGUUUCCUACCCUACCGGCCCCUCCAAUUAUCAAUUUCCCUCUUUUUCCCCUUUCCAAAACCCCAAUUUCGCCCCGACGUGCGCCCGGGACUUCCCCGCGCUGAGUCGCGACCGCCGCACGAAUUCGUCGAAUUCCCUCGACAAUUCUCCCGGGUAAAGCUGCUGGGGGUAAUCGGAUUCACCCGUGUUUCCAUUUCUCUACCGGUUGAUGGACGCAAUUAGGGUUCGCGACAGUGAUCUCGCGAACAAGCCGAGCUCGUCGACGUCGCCCCGCUCUCGGUGACGACCUCCACCUCGAGGAACGAGACCAUCAAUGGCUCCCACGAGUUCGACAUCAGUGGCUACUCGCUGUCCAAGGGGAUGGGCGUCUGCAAGUACAUAGCUUCCGAGACGUUCUUCGUCGGGGGUUACGCUUGGGCGAUCUACUUUUAUCCCGACGGGAAGAGUCCCGAGGAUAACGGGAAUUACGUGUCUUUGUUCAUUGCGCUGGCCAGCGAGGGGACGGAUGUUAGGGCGUUGUUCGAGCUGACGUUGAUGGAUCAGAGUGGGAAAGCACGGCAUAAGGCAGCUAACCCCCGGUUAGACCAAAACCGGGCGGUUUUUUGAGUUGAACCGGUUUUAUCGGGAAAACCGGCUGGAACGACUCUUUCCCUACAAACCAGCUAUUAUAUCGGCCAGGCACCAAAAUCCGGUUUUACCGGUUCAACCGGCCGGUCCGAUCCGGUUUAAUUUACCAUGGUUUCUUAUAUGUUUUUUUUCUUCCUAAUGUAUCGGUUGAUAUUGGUUUGUUAUUCUUUAUGGAGUAAGAAUGAGGCGUACUACCGUUCAUUGUUUGUUUUGAUCGAAAUGACGAUUAUGAAAUGAGUGCAAGAGCAUUCAAAUAUUUAUGUGCAAGGGUCACAUUAUGUAAGAUACUUUUUUAUUGCAUGAAAUACUAGGAGAACAUGUGCAACAUGGGACUGCAUUUAAUUGUCGAAAAGAAAAAAAUUAAAAAACAUGGGACUGCAUGCAAAUACCAUAAUUACUUUGAAAAAAAAAAACCAUAAUUAUUAAUUAAGGUUGGAGCGGAGCCUGCUCCAAUACGCGGAUCCUUACCUUUCUCUAACCAACUAGAACUAAAACAAUCACAUGUAUUCAUAAAAAAAAAAAAAAAAUCACAUGCCAAUGAACAGAAUUAAUUAUUCAAUAAUUUCGGAGCUAGACAGGAUACAUUUCAGUAAGGAUCGUCCAGCAAAAUAUUUUCCACACGUUGAAUAUCAAGAAAAAUAUAUUAUCUUCCAUAACAAUGUAAUUUUUUUGUGAAUUAUAAAGCUCCGCGUUCACACUAAUAAGUCUUCCACUUGUGACAAAAAUUCCUAUAGAAAAGAAGUGGUCGAACCGUCAACGUUUGUCCAAAACAAAAUGGAUGUCGACUCAGGAUUCUUUUCUGAACUAGGAGCUGAUCAGCUUGCCUCACUCAUAACUGACGCAUUCUUUUUAAUAUAUAUCGACUUCUAUUGUAUAUUGGGUAAAAUUUAGGAUACUAUCCUGAGUAGGGAAAUGUUAUACAUACCUCGAAUUAAUCAGAUUUUUGGCAUGAUACUAUACCCUAACCCGGGUGAACCCUAGGUCUUACUUAUAUAAACCAUAGAGCCUAACCCCUAAGAUUAUGCAUGUAAUUUGUUGUAUAUAUUUUGACGAAUCAUGACCAUCGAUUUUUAUUCCUAAUUAAAUUGAUCUUAUUGUAUGAGAUUUAUAGGAUUAAGAUCUAGAUUUUAAUCUUUAAGAGUUUGACAAUUGUACCAAAUGUUAAACUCCGGUCAAUUCAAGAUCUGGAUAUCAUUUUUUACUCAACAUAUGUCAUACCUUUGAUAUUACCAAAGGUACAAUAAAACCACCAAUAUAUAUGCAGGGGCGGAGCCAGAGCAGGCCAAGGUGGGUCGACUCCACCACCUUGGUUUUGCAACACCUGAGCAAGUAAUAGGCUUUUCAAUUCUGCAGACUUUGUUUUCUGUUCAUAAUUCAUACUCUGUUCUUGGUCGAAGCUUGUAUAAGUAGCUGCUUUGAUCGAAUAACAUAAAAAGGAAGCUUGCUUUUGUGUUUGAUCAAUAUGUCAACGUUUUAAAAUUACUUUAAUUGACGUGAAAGUGGGCUUACAUGUUACAUAUACAAGGUUGUCAAACCGGUUUAUGCCGGUGUGCCGGUUUUGUAAGUGGAAUGGUCUGACCGUGGUACAACCAGUAUUCAUGCCGGUUGUGCCGGUUUUAAUAAAAUACAUGAGGAAAAUGGAAAUCUUCAAUUCCAAAUAAAUUAAUCAUGAAAAAGCAAUUAGAAGAAUUAUUUCACACAAAAUCAUUUAUAGCCAAGAAUUGAUAACUAAUACUAAACAAUUAGAUGCUCAAAAACAAAAUUUUAUUAAAUGAAUUUUAUUAAUGUUU
Molecule: messenger RNA, 3105 nt
Organism: Linum trigynum
Lineage: Eukaryota; Viridiplantae; Streptophyta; Magnoliopsida; Malpighiales; Linaceae
Source: the annotation of a GenBank genome assembly